AUGUCUCAACAAGAAUAUAAACUAAAGGAUAUUGCCUCCUUUGCAUCCCUCAGCUCGGACAAGGUCGAAGCGGAAGUGGAGGGAAUCGAGGAGGGCAAGGUUCUCCUCAUCAAAUUGGGUGACAAGGUCCACGCUAUCAGUCCGCGAUGCUCGCACUAUGGUGCACCAUUGAAGAACGGCGUCGUUACGGGGGAUGGAAGAAUUACCUGUCCCUGGCAUGGAGGUGAGUUCUCAUCGCACACUACCUAUGCGGAUGACUACCUAGGGUCAUGGAACGAAAGAUACAGGGCCAAGGACAAGAAACUGACUGCAUAUAUCUAUACAGCCUGUUUCAAUGUAGCGACUGGAGACGUCGAAGAUGCACCAGCUCCAAACGCCCUGAACAAAUUCGAAGUCUUCGAAAAGAACGACGGCGUGUACAUUCACGCUAGAGAAGAAGAUGUCAAAGCUGGACAGCGGAAUCCCGUGUUCAACUGCAAGGUAUCAAAGCCUGAUGAACAUGUUGUUGUCAUUGGAGGAGGAAGCGGAACUCUAGGUCUUAUUCAGUCCCUCCGCGAGCAGAAAUACCCCGGUGCCAUUACGGUCAUCUCGAAAGAACCCUACCUGAUCAUAGAUCGGACCAAGCUAUCCAAGGCUCUCAUCUCAGACCCAACCAAGAUCCAAUGGCGGCCUCGUGAAUGGUACGCCGAGGCAGCCAUAGAGACAGUCACAGAUGAAGUGACAGCCGUCGACUUCAACCAGAAGUCUGUCUCCACCAAAUCUGGCAAGAGCCUCUCAUAUACCAAGCUCGUCCUAGCAACAGGCGGCGUCCCACGCUCCCUCCCACUACAAGGCUUCAAGGGGGACCUCGGCAAUGUCUUCACCCUCCGCGGCAUCAAAGACGUCGAAGCAAUCCUCUCCGCUGUAGGCGAGACGAAGCGCAACGUCGUCAUAAUCGGCAGCUCCUUCAUCGGUAUGGAAGUCGGCGUUGCCCUUUCCAAAAACCACAACGUGACGAUCGUCGGCAUGGAAUCCGCCCCAAUGGAGCGCGUAAUGGGCGCCCAGGUUGGCCGCAUAUUCAGGUCAAACCUUGAAAAAGCCGGUAUCACUUUCCACCUCGAUGCAAACGUAAGCCACGCGACAGCAUCCCCCUCAGACACUAAAAAUGUCGGUGCUGUGCACCUGAAAGACGGCACCGCCCUCCCAGCCGACGUAGUCAUCCAAGGCGUCGGCGUCCGUCCAGGAACAGACUUCCUCCGCGACAACCCAGCCGUAACCCUUGAGAAGGACGGCUCGCUUCGCACGGAUGCCCACUUCCUCGUCCCCGGUCUGCAGGACUCUGUCUUCGCCAUCGGUGAUAUAGCCACGUACCCGUAUUUCGGGCCUGGGUCUGAUGCGGGCGGCACGCCUGUACGCAUUGAACACUGGAACGUUGCGCAGAACGCUGGACGUGCUGCGGCGCGGGCUAUCGUGCAUGCCCAGCGGGGCCCGCUUUCCUCCCUGAAACCCAAGACUUUCAUUCCGGUUUUCUGGUCGGCGCUGGGUUCUCAGCUGCGGUACUGUGGGAAUCCGGUUCACGGAUUCGAUGAUGUGAUUCUGCGCGAGCAGGGGGAGGCGAAGUUUGUUGCGUUCUAUACGGCUGGUGAGACUGUUGUGGCUGUUUCUACUAUGGGGGUGGAUCCGGUUAUGUCUAAAUCUGCGGAGUUGAUGAGGGCUGGAAAGAUGCCUGGGAAGAAGGAGGUUCUUGGUGGAGUGGAUAUCUUGUCUGUUCCGCUGUAG
This is a messenger RNA of Penicillium bovifimosum, 1758 nucleotides long. It is a transcript of the gene nfr1, whose product is annotated as putative AIF-like mitochondrial oxidoreductase (Nfrl). The record is from RefSeq and is a predicted model, not a curated record. Gene Ontology annotation, cellular component: cytoplasm. Gene Ontology annotation, molecular function: oxidoreductase activity, acting on NAD(P)H; flavin adenine dinucleotide binding; 2 iron, 2 sulfur cluster binding. Bases 1 to 1758 code for a protein of 585 amino acids. Lineage: Eukaryota; Fungi; Ascomycota; Eurotiomycetes; Eurotiales; Aspergillaceae. The transcript is spliced from 2 exons.